AUGAUGAGAAGUGAUAAUACGAAGAUUGAUGAUAAAGACAUUGAUCCAACAAAAGUGCUCCUGUCUUUUUAUACGUGCAAUGAUACAAAUUUGACAUCAACCGACUGUCUCAUACAAGAUUUAAAUUGUAUAGAGCAAGCAUAUAACUUGACAAGUGAAGAUAAACGUAAAACUACUGUUUUCAUUCACGGAUAUCACUCUAUUAAUGAACCUAUGCUGAACGUUAUAUCAGCAUUUUGCUCGCAAAAUACCUCUACUUUUGCAUUGCUUGAUUGGACUCGAUUACAACCUGAAGGCGACUUUAAUAUCUCGACUGCUUUUUUGACACCUAAAAUCGGAAAAAUCGCCGCAAAUACUUUCAAUAAGUUAAAGAGUAAGGGAUAUAAUGUAGAAACACGGCACCUCAUCGGAUUUUCCAUGGGUGCGCACAUUGCGGGUUGUAUUGCAAAAUAUACUAAUUUGUCUUGGUUACAUAUCACAGGUUUAGAUCCCGCGGGUGUCAUCUUUUAUACUGACAUGUACAAUGAUUGUCAAAUAAAUCCCGAUGUCGCAAAUUUGACCGAUAUUUUUUACACGGAUGGCAAUGGGUACGGCACUAUUAAGGAAGUAGGUACUCUAAAUAUUUAUGCCAACGCUGGAGUGGCACCGCAGCCUGGCUGUUGUUCGUCAUCAGAUAUACCAUGGUGUAAGUCACUUUAAAGCAAUGGAAUGGUAUUCCGAUGCUGUAAGAAAUGAAACGAGAUACCCGAUCACCAAAUGCCCGAAUUGUUUUAUGAAUCUGCGUUUCAACGAGUAUUGCCAGAACACUGAUAGCAUUUAUCUAGGACCGCAUAUAGAUAAGAAAGCAACCGGCACUUAUUGUCUAGCAGUCAAUUAGAGAACGUUUCUCUUUGAGAUGAAAACAAUAUAGUUUCAUAAAUAAUUAACAGAUAAAAUUAACAGAUAACUAAUUGAGAAGUUCAUAUAUAUCACGGAAAAAAAAAAUUUUCGUUAUCAUAGCUAAUCA
Messenger RNA from Cataglyphis hispanica, 1006 nucleotides. Its product is annotated as lipase member H-B-like. Bases 1 to 699 code for a protein of 232 amino acids. The transcript is spliced from 8 exons. NCBI's taxonomy places the organism in Eukaryota, Metazoa, Arthropoda, Insecta, Hymenoptera, Formicidae. Gene Ontology annotation, molecular function: lipase activity. The record is from RefSeq and is a predicted model, not a curated record.